CAGAUUUGACAGUUUUCACGGAGGGAGGACCGUCAGGUCCUGUUGUGAGGAGUCGCGGUGCAGAAACGGCGCGCAGGAUCACGCACCGCAGGACACGCGAGAGGCCGACGCGGGCACGAGGAGCCGACGACGAAGAGAAAGAGAGGAGGACGAAGGACGGUGAAGAAGAGAAAGGAGGAAGAUCCUAUGUGUCUCCCCCACCAGAGGUAGGUGGUCCACGGAACCGCCUCCGCGGACGGUCUGCCAUCCGCCCGACGGUUUCGGUGCGUGUGCCAGACGUGCGCUCGUCUCGUCUCGCCUCGGCCUCUUCCAAUCCGUGGACCAACCUGUGCGGCUGAGCCGUGCAAGACGGCUUCCUUCGCCUCCCUGAAUCCAUCGGGUCCAUCGUCGCGUCUCUCCUCUCGGCCGAUCAGUCGGCCAUCGGAGUUUACCUGAUUCGCCAGUACCGCCGCGCCGUCGCGUCUCCCGAUCUCGGGUAUCCAUUCGAUGUCGCGAGGUCGAGAUCGGAUAAGGGACGACACGGCGUGUCAGUUUACACUAUCUCCCGUCUUCGAUAACCGAUAAAGAAAGAAAGAGGUGGCGACAGUACAGAUAAAGAGACGCCGGGGACCUGACUAUGACGCGACCUCGAUGAUCUCGAGGUCCGCCAGGACGAAUCUUCUCCCGCUCGACGUGUGGCACCCCUCGAAGUAGCGUGCCCCACGACCACUCUCGAGCUGUCUCGCAUCGUACGCGAGAAGGACGCAGAAUCCUCGAGAAAGGAUCCAUUGACGAAAGAUAAGUCGAGGAGCAACAGCUCAGGAAAUUCCCGAAGAGAGUGCGUCCCUCCUCCUUCCUCAACGCGCGCCCCGUCGCAUCGGUUUCCCGUCUAAUGUUUCUCGGAGCCGAUAACGAAGUGAAUCUCUGAGUGAUCUACGAGUUCGCGGGAAUCGGUUUUAAUCAAUCGGGAUAGAGAAAAAAGAUAUAUUCGACGCGCGGAUGAGGGUCGCGCGGGGUCGACUAAGUAGCCAUAAAGAAGAUUCGGCGACCUAUCCGACCCGACAAAUCGCACCCAGAUAACCCUCGAUUAAUUAUCGAGCCUCUCUCUUCCUGCGCCGGAGAUCUCGUACCGAGAAUCCCGCCUGUUAAUGCGACAGAUAUCCACGAGAUGCAUUUUACAAUCAAAAUUUGCCGUUUAAUUCGCCGACGAUUGUCCGAGUGACAUUUUUCACGUUCGAGAACACGUUCUUGAGCUCGCGAGACCCUCCGUCGUCUAUGAGAGACACAGUUUUUGGUGAUCGUGGGCAUCGGCCGCCGUCAGUGACAGUGUCUUUCGUUUCAUUGGAAAAUGGAAGGCCAUCACAACAACAACGGCUUGGAGGGUAAAGCCGGCUCUUCCAGCAACGAGCACAGCAGCAACAAUUCCCUGGACGAUGCUGUGGGCAAGCUGCUGCAAGGAUACGAUUGGACGCUACUUCCGGUGACUUCGCGCGCCGGCGGCCGAAGAAGCGCCCACGUGAAACGCCCGAUGAAUGCCUUCAUGGUGUGGGCGCAGGCGGCAAGGCGAAGAUUGGCCGACCAGUAUCCGCAAUUGCACAACGCCGAGCUGUCGAAGACGCUGGGAAAAUUGUGGAGGAUCCUGAGCGACGGCGAAAAGCAGCCGUUCAUCGAGGAAGCCGAGAGGCUGCGGAACGCGCACAAGAAGCAGCAUCCGCACUACAAGUAUCAACCUCGUCGCAGGAAGCCGAAGUCGGACGAUCAGAUGGGCAUCAUCGUGCAUAGAGGCGGGCUUCCGUCGCCGGCGACCUCGCUCAACCCCUCGGCCGGCUCCUCGGACUGCACCUACGCCCGCCUGUAUCCGGACACCGGCGUGAAGGCGUACGAACGGCCGGCGACCUACCACGAGCCCAAGUCAAGCGCCUACGACCUGGCCCGACCGGUCUGGGUCAACGAGACCGUCGGCAAGUAUCCCGCCGCCGAUCAUCCCAACAAGUCGACGUACGAGACGACGGCGAGGACCUACGCCGAGGCCAAGUGCCACGAGGUCGCCAAGUACCAUCACGAGAUGACUGGGGCAAAGUACCACCACGAGAUGGCCGGCACCAAGUAUCAUCAUCAUCACCACGAGUCGGCGGCAACCAAGUACCCGGACCUGCAGACCAAGCCCUACGAUCUGCCCAAGUACCCCGACGCCAAGGGAUAUCCGGACGGUCUCAAGUACUCGGCGGAGAUGAGCAGCGGCGCGGCCGCCGCCGCGGCCGCCGCUGCCGCGAAGGCGCCCUACGCCUGUGUGCAUGGACAAUAUUAUCCUACCGCGGAGGGCUACGCCGUGCACGGUGAGGAGAACGAUUACCAACAGGGUGUGUCGUCGCAUCCCUCCUUUUACCCUUACAUAUCGGCGUCCAUGGCGCAACCGCCGUACUACAUGGGACCCCGAUAAACCGCGAGCUGAAGACGAGGAGGCGAUACGAGGGAUUCUUGGAGAUUCUUACGUGGCCGAAUUGUGGCGUAUCGAGUAAAAUAAGAUCGUAAACUACUGCCAAUCGGAUAGGAAACUAUUUACGGACAAAUUGGUCGAGACAAUGUUUCUGAUGAGUGAAACACGUCGACCUCCUCUUCUGACCGCGAGUCGCGUUUCAUUUGAAUCUUGAUAUAACGCAGAAAUUUUGCAACGGCGCGUGCGUGUGUGUAUGUACGCGUGUGCUUGAUAAACUCGGAGUGUAGAGCUCGUAAGCGACCCAAC
Messenger RNA from Vollenhovia emeryi, 2722 nucleotides. Its product is annotated as transcription factor SOX-8-like. Gene Ontology annotation, cellular component: nucleus. The transcript has 4 exons. Gene Ontology annotation, molecular function: DNA-binding transcription factor activity, RNA polymerase II-specific; RNA polymerase II cis-regulatory region sequence-specific DNA binding. Gene Ontology annotation, biological process: regulation of transcription by RNA polymerase II. NCBI's taxonomy places the organism in Eukaryota, Metazoa, Arthropoda, Insecta, Hymenoptera, Formicidae. Bases 1328 to 2419 code for a protein of 363 amino acids. The record is from RefSeq and is a predicted model, not a curated record.